UCGCAGGUGCUGGAGGUGCUGAUGCAGCGGCAAGACCUCAGCGAGCAGCAGACGAGCGAGGCGCUGCAGGCGCUGGUGGCGGGGGCGGAGCCCACUCAGAUGGCUGCUUUCUUGGUGCUGCUGCGUGCCAAGGGCGAGACGGCCGAGGAAAUUGCCGGGCUGGCCAAGGCCAUGCGUGCCCUUAGCAUACCUGUGCACACCAGCUACGACGGCAAGUGCUGGGUCCUAGACAUUGUUGGCACUGGCGGCGACGGCAUCGGAUCAGUCAAUAUAUCGACAGGGGCCACUGUGGUGGCGGCCGCCGCGGGAGCGAAGGUGGCCAAGCAUGGCAAUCGCUCGGUUUCCAGCUUAUGCGGAAGUGCGGAUGUUUUGGAGGCGCUGGGAGUUGCAGUGGAGCUGGGCCCGGGCGGUGUGUCAUUGUGCCUGGAGGAGGCAGGCGUGGGGUUCAUGUUUGCCCCAACAUACCACCCAGCCAUGAAGACAGUUGUUCCCGUGCGGAAAUCACUGCGGGUUCGCACCGCCUUCAACCUACUGGGGCCCAUGCUGAACCCAGCUGAUGCUGCCUAUGGGCUGGUGGGCGUCUACUCGACUUCAGUCAGCCACCUGAUGGCUGACGCGCUGCAGGCAAGCGGAAUGCGGCUGGGCGUGAAGAAGGCACUAGUGGUGCACUCGAGUGGUCUGGACGAGCUAACGCCCAUGGGACCUGCCGAUGUGGUGGAGGUCACGCAGCAAGGCAAGCACAGUUACUCGCUAGAGCCUAUCGAGCUUGGCAUCCCUCGCUGUGAGGUGGCGGACCUGGCCGGCGGCGAUGCUGCACUCAAUGCGCGGAUACUCAUGGAUGCGUUUGGGGGGGCACGGGGCCCAGUGGCGGAUGCACUCAACCUCAACGCGGGGGUGGCGCUAGCGGCAGCCACGCUCGCGGCGGACGCAAAGGAAGGAGUGGCCAUGGCACAGGACGCGCAGCGCAGUGGCCGGGCGGGCGACACAAUGCGCAAGUGGCUGGAGGUCAGCCAAGCAGCGCGGGCAACAGAGCUGGCAGCGGCAGCAGCACCAGCCCCCGCCACAUGA
This is a messenger RNA of Chlorella variabilis, 1068 nucleotides long. RefSeq lists its product as hypothetical. The annotation marks the transcript as partial. Gene Ontology annotation, cellular component: cytosol. Gene Ontology annotation, biological process: L-tryptophan biosynthetic process. Gene Ontology annotation, molecular function: anthranilate phosphoribosyltransferase activity. The record is from RefSeq and is a predicted model, not a curated record. NCBI's taxonomy places the organism in Eukaryota, Viridiplantae, Chlorophyta, Trebouxiophyceae, Chlorellales, Chlorellaceae. The transcript has 8 exons.